Mercenaria mercenaria is the source of this 2789-nucleotide messenger RNA. RefSeq lists its product as uncharacterized. The transcript has 4 exons. Bases 83 to 529 code for a protein of 148 amino acids. NCBI's taxonomy places the organism in Eukaryota, Metazoa, Mollusca, Bivalvia, Venerida, Veneridae. The record is from RefSeq and is a predicted model, not a curated record.
GAUACCUACUUUUAUAUUAAACGGGCACCUGUUAUCUUGGAAACGGAAGCGUCACCGCCAUUUGCAGUCUCGAGGAACAAACAUGGAGGAGGUACUUGAACAAAACAAGGAUCAUGGACUUGCUGUCAAAACAGAAAGUGGCGAAUUUUAUCUGAAGGGACGUCCAUGUGAAAUAUCUGCAUUUUCUUUUGUUCCAACACAAAGACACGAUCCACCAGAAAGAACUGCAUUUAAUUCACGAAAACCAGUGAUGAUAGACAGACAGGAAAAUCCCAACAGAACGUAUGAUAGGCUGUUCAGAAAGCAGACAGGUUACAAUAACAAAUUACACAGAGAUGACAGGGAGCAUGCUAAAUCCAGAGGUCUUACAGUUAAUGAUGAGGAGAAAAUAAAAGCUGUACCUACGUUAGCAUCAUCAGUGUAUGGACACAAUCUUGAGAGGUUUGCCGAUCAUCCAGAUAGAAAACAUGUUCGAAUAGCGCACGUUAAGACAGAAUUCUACAGACGGAAUGGAACAGCAGCAUCUUGAUUGGCUGUUAUAUAUAGAUCUUCAUUUUAUACUUGUUACAGAAGACUUUCAAAUAUCAUAAAUUAUGUCACAUAAACUGCCUUGUAUUUACACAUUUAUUGUACAUCUUAUAAACUUCUUGGAAAUAUGUUAACAAAGAAGUAUUUUGAAAUGGUUGUGCAUUGAAAUUCAUGUAGUUCAUAAAGACAAGUACCCCUUAAGUACAGUUUGAAAAAUGCUCCUUUGAUCUGCAGGCACCAGUUAAAUGAAAAUUUGUUCUCUGCUUAGGACCACCAUCAACUGCAAUAUUACCAUCUUUAGGUUAUUGACCCAUGAUAAUUGAUAAUGACAACUGGAAAUUUCUGUUGGGUUGUGUAUUCUCUCUAUGAGAAUUUGUCAUUCUCUGUUGUAACCAAAAAGCCAUGUGCUCACAUGAACUACAUACAUGAUCAUCUAAAGAAUGCGGAAAUCCAAUACUAAAAUGUAAUCGCACGGAAGUUACCGAUUAUCAUUACAAGUCCACUACCUUAAAAUAUUUAUAUAUUUUAUGGAUCUUGAAUUAUGCUAGUUCUAGCAUACAAUUUUUAGAGUGAAAGUACAUUCUUGGCUAUGAAUAAUUUAUUUCAAGCCUUUUUAGUCUAUGCAUAAACAUUAUACCAGCAUUACUUUCAUUUCACAUUUUCAGAUAUUUAACAAGAGCUAUUAAUUAUUAUUAUACAAAAAUAUUAAAAUUUCCAAGAUUUUGGCAUAUGACACUAAAUGCAGGCUGAAUUUUCAGUUUAUAUGUUAUAUAAUUUAACUAGGAAAUGAAUUAGGUUAUGACACUAAGUUUGGAGACUACUUUCAAAACUUGGCAUUUGAUUGGCUACUUGAAAUUGACCCUGUCUCAAAUACCCAGAGCAUUAAAGAUACCCAGUACGUAUCUUUUACUAAAAUAGUUUAUUUUUGGAACUGUCAUAAAAUGUAGAAAAUUCUCAUCAAAUAAAUUUAAGUUGAAUAAAUAUGACUGUGUUUGUAAAGCUAUAUUCACAAUUUCUUGUCAGUUGUUUAAAAGAACUAACUACCAGUGUAUUGUUAGUGGAAGUACAUAUAUACUAUGCUUGUCUAUACAUGUACUUGAGUGUGAUAGUUACACAGUACAGUUUAUACACACAAAAAAAAUAUUAAUUUCAUGUUUACAUAGAUACUUUUCAGUAAAUUGUUUAUAUUUUUAAAUAAUUAUGAAUUUAUGUUGAAUAUAUCUUUAAGAAGCUUAUGCAAUUUUUAAGCAUUCAAAAUUCCAGUAUUUUCAAUGUUGUGAGCAUUUAGUUUUGUUGAACAAUGUUGUUAAACAGAGUUUUUCCUUCAUCAGUAUUUGAUAUAUUGUUUUCUCUCAUACUGUGAAGUCCUAAAUAUUGUGAGGAAAUAAUUUUCGUGGAUUAAGUGGUUGCGCCAUUCCUCAAUAUCAAAUCCCACCUACAAAAUUAAAUUCUAAUUCUUUUAUCUUCAAAGUGGAAAUCCGCGAAUUUAAAUCACAACGAAAUAGACCAUGAAAUUUUACGCCCUCCACAUUUAAAGGAUUUCACAAUAUUUACAUAUUGGUUAUUGACUUAUAGAUGAUCAUUGAUAUAUCGAGGUGUAAAACUUGUAUUGGGGAUUUUGUUUAUGGUUCUGUUUUAUCGUACAUGAUUAUAGAAUCAUUGCAGUAAGUUAGGAGUUUGUGCAUAUUCUGGUUGGUAUAUGUAAAUGUGUGAAUACACUAGCUUAUCUUGUAAAGGUGUACUGUGCAAACAGAUAUCAUGUUUAUGAGUCUGCCAAUAUUUAUUUCUAAUAUGUAAAUGAUGUUCAAUACACGUGUUACAGUUUUAAAAAAAUAAAGAAAUUAAGCUUAGAUACAAGUAAGAUUGGUUGGAUUACACUAAGUUAUUUUACCAACCAAAUUGUACCAGACAGCGUACUUUAAAAAACGCAAAAGAAAUAUAAAAAAAAUUACAAAAUGUUUUAACAAAAAAAUUUCUUACUGAAUCUGCCAAAGGCAAGAGCAAGGAUACAUUGUUACCUGCAUGCACAGUAUUUCCUUAAGUUUAUGCUAGGUAGCAUACUGAUGGAUUAUACAGAAUCAUCAAUUUACAUAAAAAUUUGAUUUUUGCUUUUGUUUUUCUACCUUAUACCCUUUUUGUUAUACACUUGCAUUCUGUGAUAAAUCAUGUGCAGAAUUAAUAUUUUUGUUUUAAUAAUAUACUCUUGUGGAGAAGUUUACUGCCUGUUUGUUGAGAAAUAAAUAUAUACCCAUAAACAUCAA